AUGCCCGAAACCAAGUACGGCGUUCCGUCAGUGAUUGAGGCGCGGCUGCUGGCCAACAUCGUUGGCUGGCAGAAGACCAAGGAAAUGGUGUACCUCGCGAAGGUCUACACUGCUGAUCAUAUGGAGAACUGGGGAUUGGUCGAUACGGUCUGUGAGGAUGUGGAAAGGCUUGAAGAUAAAGUCUCCGAAGUUGUGAACACGACGGCAUCCUACAGUCCGCUAGCCAUGAGAGCUCAGAAAAAGCUUGUCAGGGUGUGGGAGGAGAGCGAUCUCGUCCAGGGAGUAGAGGCAGGCAUUGGUGCGUAUGCGAGUAUGUUCGAGGAUGGAGGUUCCGAGCCUGCGAAAUAUAUGAAGACUUUCACGGAGAGGAAGCAACACCAUGACAAGGAUGUGGAAUAG
This is a messenger RNA of Capronia coronata CBS 617.96, 399 nucleotides long. RefSeq lists its product as uncharacterized. The transcript has a single exon. Lineage: Eukaryota; Fungi; Ascomycota; Eurotiomycetes; Chaetothyriales; Herpotrichiellaceae. The record is from RefSeq and is a predicted model, not a curated record. Bases 1 to 399 code for a protein of 132 amino acids.